Molecule: messenger RNA, 4443 nt
Organism: Engraulis encrasicolus (European anchovy)
Lineage: Eukaryota; Metazoa; Chordata; Actinopteri; Clupeiformes; Engraulidae
Gene: spag1a
Product: sperm associated antigen 1a
Exons: 8
Coding region: 106-1263 (385 amino acids)
Biological process (GO): axonemal dynein complex assembly
Cellular component (GO): cytosol
Molecular function (GO): protein binding
Source: RefSeq, a predicted model, not a curated record
UAGAGAGAGAGAGAGAGUGCUGACGCCGCCUGUCCCCUGUCCUGUGCUGCUGCUGGUGCUGCUCUUGCUGCUGCUCCUCCCGUGCGGACCGUGCAGCCAGCAGCCAUGGGCAACGCACAGCCUGGAACUCCAGGCCACAGGACUCAGCCAGGCACCCCAGGAUCAGGCAGAGGAGCCGGGUACGGCGGUGCUUCGAGAUCGGGCUCCACCUCCGGGAAGCCUCCCAUGAUGAACGGCACCCGAGGGGAUAAUCACGCGGCGGGGGCAGGGGCACAGAUGGCAGCCGAGCAGAAGCCUCCGGAGGAAGACAAGAGCUACCUGGACGCCCCGGCCGGCGCCCUGCCCCCGCCCCUGGCGCGCCUGAAGAACGAGGGCAACUUCCUCUUCAAGAACGGCCAGUUUGGAGACGCACUGGAGAAGUACGCGCAGGCCAUCGCGGGAUGCGAGGAGGCAGGUAUCGAGAGUCCAGAAGACCUGUGUAUCCUCUACUCCAACAGGGCAGCUUGUUACCUCAAGGAUGGCAAUAGCUCAGACUGUAUAGCAGACUGCACCAAAGCUCUGGAGCUGCAGCCCUGGUCCCUGAAGCCUCUGCUGAGGAGGGCCACAGCCUACGAGUACCUGGAGCGCUACCGCAAGGCCUACGUCGACUUCAAGACCGUGCUGCAGAUCGACGUCAGCGUACAGGCGGCCCACGACAGCAUACACAGGAUCACCAAGGUCCUGAUCGAGCAGGACGGCCCCAACUGGAGGGAGAAGCUUCCGGAGAUCCCGGUGGUUCCGCUGUCGGCCCAGCAACACCGGAGAGAUGAGCCCACAGAGGAGCAGCUCGCGGCCCGCGCCGCCCGGAAGGCAGAGGAGGAGGCCAGGAAAGCGGAGGUGCGUUUCAACGGUCUGAAACAGGAGGGGAAUGACUUGGUACGGAAGGGCCGCUUUCAGGAUGCCCUGGAGAAAUACUCUGAGUGUCUGCAGAUCAAGCCAAACGAAUGUGCUGUCUAUACAAACAGAGCCAUCUGCUAUCUGAGGGUAAAUCGUUUCCAAGAGGCCAAGGAAGACUGUGACUCAGCCUUGAAGAUCGAGCCAGCCAAUAAGAAGGCCUUUUACAGACGAGCGCUCGCCCACAAAGGCUUGAAGGACUACCUGUCGGCCAGCACUGAUCUGCAGGAGGUGCUGCAGCUGGACCCUAAUGUGCAGGAGGCGGAGCAGGAGCUGGAGCAGGUCACCACGCUCCUCAGACACAGCCUCAUGACCAACACGCAAGGCUGAGGAGGGAUUGUGACGCUUCACUGUUGGACUUCCAGGGACAAGUCUGGGCAUGUGCAGUGGCUUCAGAACACAGGAGGACAGACCAACAGACAGACUGAUUUGCUUUUAUUUAUUUUUUUAACCAGACUGAAGAGACCACUUGCUUGGCCUGUUGUUGUCACGGCAGCGUGCUGUUACAAGUCCGAGUGUCAAAGAUGCCCAAAAUCUCCACUAACAAGCAAAGAAAGCAAACACUCGCUCGCUGGCUGGCUGGCUGCUGCUCUCACCAAGGCUGCUCUCUCCCCUGUGGCUGUCUCUCUUGUCUUUUCUGUCCAUGAUGCUGUGAAGCAGACACAAGGCUGCUCAUGACACUUAACAGUACGUACGCCGCAUCACAUCCCAACUGCACAGCACAUUACAGCCGCAUGGCGUUUUGCCAUUCAAUAACACAAUGUCAUUGAUCUCCUGUCUUAGCCUGGUCCUGACCAUCCCAUAAUACUACCAUUUCACAAUCUCUUGGCGGAAGUACGUAGGAUGGCGCGCGGCGCGAGGCUACUCCUGGUCAACUGGAACAACCAAACCCAGCAUUUUAGUGCAUUUACCUAGUAGUUAGGAGUUGGUUUUCUUCAGGGUCCAUGAGACUGUGAUGCAGAACCAGCGGCAGACCAUCAGACCACACAUCACCAGGGCCGGAUUAACGCACGGGCUAGAUAUGGCUGCAGCCUAGGGGCCCCCACCUGUCAGGGGGGCCCUGACUGGCCAAAAAUAGAAAAUUGCAGAAUUGUAACAGAUGCAAUAUUGAAAAAUUAAUUUGUCACGUUAGUCUACAGUUGGUAGACAUGUUAUCCUUAAUUCCUAGCUCGUAACCAUGUAAAUUUCACAAAAUUUCCCCUCCGGGGGGGCCUCACAGCAACCUGUAGCCUAGGGGCCCCAGGCCAUCUUAACCCGGCCCUACACACCACAUCCCAGCUGCAUGACCUUCUGCCAUUCAUGCAAUGCCAUCGAUCUCCUAGUAAACUCAAACAAACACAUUUAGUAUUUCAGCAUGUCGUAGGUUCCUAACCGAGAGCCUACAGACGGGACUUCGCGGUCCACAAUGCUGUGAUUAGAGUCAUGCAGGUCCAGCUCAUCGGAUAGCAUUACGGUACGUCAGAGUUGCAUGCCCGCCUUUGGCAAGUCUUCAUUAACUCGCACCAUCCAUCCCAAUCCCAAUUUCCUGGUGACCUGGAAUCAACCAACCAAACGCAGCAUUGCAGCGCUUUAUGCGGGCUCAGUAUAGCCUGACAGACAUGCGUCAUCUUCAGGAUCCGUCAGACUGGCUGACUGCUGUCUGUGGUGAUGCGUAGAUCAUAAAGGCUGUGCAAGCUACUACUACUCCUCACCCUCAGGACCACCUGUGUGUGUCUGUGUGUAUGUGUCAGUAGGUUUACAUGCACAGCUUAGUUCGGCAGUAAUCGAGCUAAGCCUGGAACUGCAUACUAAAUGUGUGUGUGUGUGUUUGUGUGUGACUGUGUACGCGUGCGUGUGUGUUGGCCUGGGCAUGUACAGUACAGGGGUGAAAAUGUGCCUUUUGCAAGCAGAGCCCAGGACAUGCCACGUUAUUGCCACACACAUGGAGAGAAUGCUCCUUCACUUCAGACGCUUCCCUCCAUGACUAACAAUGGCUGAAAUACGAUGCAAUACAGCAAUACAGACACAGAACAUGCAGCCUAAUAACAAAAGCUUUUAUUUAUGCUCUCCUGACCAAAAAAAGAAAAAAUCCCACGGUUGCGUCUUGCAUGCACACACACAGAGAACACCCAGAUUGGCUAUAAUGCCUUUGAGCCAGUAGUGCACCAAGAGUAAAAUGUGCUUAAUUAUUUUACUUAUUUUAAAAAAUGAUUGCAUUUUGUGCAGAAAGCAUUAGAGAGUCUAUUCCAAACAGGUGGCAGCAGUGUUAGGCUACAGAGGGCACAAUUGCAUAUUUUUAUGUAUUCUAUUUAUGUGUAUGUAUGUACGUAUGUGUGAAUGUAUGAAUGUAUGGCCUUUGGGUACAUCUCAACUAAGAUAAAGUCAUUUGGUAACACUUCAUUUUGAGGAGAUUACAUGAGGGCAGCGUUGCCAGAUGUGCAAUAAUUAUCAUAUUUAUACCAUAAUUUUGUUCAUUUCGUCCUCGAUCAAAAAAACCUGAUGUACGAUCAUUUCAGAGUUAUCAUUCAGUUCAGAUAGCUCUAGUAGGUCUACAGCUCGACACAGCGCGACUCGGCCGGAGCUGUGUCAUACCCAAUCGAAAAGCAAAAAGUGGCAGCCGAGUAGCGCUGUGUCGAGCUGUUAGGCCUACCAGAAAAACGGCAGAAAAGAGCCUUUAGAUACCUUGAAACAAUAAUUUGGGUCUUGUACAAUAAUGUCCUCCCCAAAAUCGAUAUUUUUGAGAUUUUGGUACGAUAAUUCAGCAUUUUUCAUCUGGCAACACUGCAUAAGGAUGUCAUGUAGCUGGCAUAAGAAUGACAUGACAUGUUGGGAAUAAUGACACAUUAUUGAUGUUAAUGACAGUUGUCACAGUUGCUGCGUUUACAUGAUGUUUUUAAUGCUGAAUGAAUCAAGUUGACAUUGUUUGGGUGUCAUGAUAUUCCAAAACCUGAAUUACAUAUUAUGACAACAUUUAUAAACAUCAAUAAUGUGUCAAUAAUGUUCCUGACAUGGGAGAUGUUAUUCUUAUGACAGUUCCAUGACGGUCUUUGUUUAGUGUACCCUUCAAAUAAACUGUUGCCAGUCACUUAUCUUUUAAGUCAUUGUCCAGAUUCAUCAUUAGAUGCAUUUUAUCAGAUAUUUAAGUGAUGCAGCAGCUUCAAUCUUCUGGGAAAAUAAAUUACAUUUGUUUCCAGCUUCCUCAUACUGAACUUUUCUCCAAAAUCACUUUCCUUUCUUGUUUUUUCUUCUUCUUUUAAACGUUGACUAGAAUGUGGUGUAAUUGCCUUUAAACGGUAUGACUUGCAUAACAAUGAUGAGUCUUUUGAAAUGGUUUAUGUAAACCUCUAGUUUGAGCUGUAUGUUGGAUGGCAAAAAUGAUAGUGAUACAUCAGGUUAAAAAGGUCACAAUGACGUCAGUUCAAACGAUGCCCAGCCUCGGACCUGUACAGUAACUUUUGCUUGACAAAACCAUUCUAGCAUGUUUUUUUCAUGCAAUGUAUUAAAGUCAAAGAUAUCAAAACAAUUCUUUGU